Molecule: messenger RNA, 1338 nt
Organism: Danaus chrysippus (African queen)
Lineage: Eukaryota; Metazoa; Arthropoda; Insecta; Lepidoptera; Nymphalidae
Source: the annotation of a GenBank genome assembly
AUGCCAUAUCUUCGAUCGGUCGCAAAUACCAAUGGUUUGUGGGGUAUAUCACGUACCAGGGUUCCAACAGAGUCCCGACCAGGACAUGUAGCUAUAUUAGCAGGAUUCUAUGAAGACCCCUCAGCUGUUGCAAAAGGAUGGAAACAAAAUCCUGUUGACUUUGAUUCAGUGCUCAAUCAAAGUGCUUAUAGUUGGUGCUGGGGCACAUAUGACAUAUUAGAAAUAUUCGCUAAGGAUGACUUGAGUGGGCACAUAUAUACUGAAAAAAUGGAUCCUUAUGAUGAAACAUACAGCCCAAAUAGAAAUACCACAACUUUGGAUAAAUGGGUAUUUGAUAAAGCAAAAUUUUUUUUUAAUAGACAAAAAUUGGAUACUGAAACUUACAAAAAGUUACAAAGUGAUAAAAUUAUAUUUUUUUUGCAUCUGUUAGGAACAGACAGCUCUGGACACAUGCAUAAACCAAAAACACAAAACUUUUUAACAACUAUUAAAUAUGUUGAUGAGAAUAUUCAAGAAAUUGAACAAAUCAUAAGGAAAUUCUACAAAGAUGACGGAAGAACAGCAUUUUUAAUGACAUCUGAUCAUGGGAUGACUGAUUGGGGUUCUCAUGGUACGGGGGAUGAUCAUGAAACAGAAACUCCUUAUGUGUUAUGGGGUGCUGGUGUAACACAGAUUGAAAGUGAAUCAAAACAGUUUGAUAAUAACUACGAAAUGUCUCUUGAUAAGAGACAUGAUAUUAAUCAGGCUGAUCUAACUCCUUUGAUGGCUACAUUGCUUUCUAUUCCAGUUCCUGUUAACUCCAUUGGUCAGUUACCAAGUGAACUACUGAACAUGACACUUCCAAAUAAGGCAAAAGCUAUAUACAGUAACUGCAUACAGAUGAUAUCACAGUACAAUAAAAAGAGAAUGGAUAUUGAAUCCAGUGCAAUAUCAUACCUCUACCAUCCUUAUGAACCACUUACUCAAAACUUACCAAUGCAGUAUUAUAUUUACUUCUUGAUGCCAAUAUUUUUGUGGAUGUAUGCUGUGACACCAGUCAAAUUAUGGAUGGUAACUUUAAAAUCUAUUAAAAGUAAAAAAACACUAUUGAUAAUAUGGUUUGAAAUCAUAUGCUAUACUUUGGGAUCUCUUGCUAUGGGGUUUGCUUUUAGUCAGAGAUGGGUGUUGAGCAUCCCUCUACUCGGUAUGAGCUUGUGGCCAUUUUUAUCAUUAAAACAAAACUCAAGAUCCACUUACAUUGCAUGGGUUGCUGGAUGUAUAAUGCUCAGUGUUUUUUCAUUCAUGCCAGUAGUGGGUAAAGAUGUGUGUAUUGAAUUAGUGCUCCUGUUGGCUGUUUGA